Messenger RNA from Sitodiplosis mosellana (orange wheat blossom midge), 3334 nucleotides. RefSeq names its product histone-lysine N-methyltransferase E(z) (gene E(z)). Gene Ontology annotation, molecular function: protein binding; histone H3K27 methyltransferase activity. The transcript has 7 exons. NCBI's taxonomy places the organism in Eukaryota, Metazoa, Arthropoda, Insecta, Diptera, Cecidomyiidae. The record is from RefSeq and is a predicted model, not a curated record. Gene Ontology annotation, biological process: chromatin remodeling. Bases 731 to 3061 code for a protein of 776 amino acids.
AAAAUUACCCAAACGAACAAACGAAACCGAAACGGAACAAUUGAAAUUCUUAAAUGUAUUCUACGAACUGUGGAUACGUACGUAUUUGAGUCAGUGAGAGAGUGAACCGAAUCGAGCAACGAUGACAGGCUGCCUCUUACAAACACAUGCACCAACACAUACACAUUCAGGCGACAGCCAAACAAAGACCAAUCACACUCGAACGCAUGCACUACGACUCACACACGCACACACACACAGAGCGCGCAUAUGUCGGUGAGUUUCGAAUAACAACAACCAUUACCUACGCCCAGUUUUAUGUGUGUGUGCACGCCGUCACACUCAACAAUCCAUACAGUCUGAGCACACACAGUCAAACACAAAUGUCAUUUGUGUAGUUGCAUUUAUUUGCGGGAAAAUAUUCAACGAAAGACGCUUAUUAUUUUUUUUUGUGUUCAUCUCGUAUAGUCGACCGCACACCGAUUCAAUUCUCACAAAUAGAAACAACCACGUUUGGAUGUCGACCAUUCGAUUGUAGUACAAUUUUUUCUCUCGACAAUUGUUGUUUCUUUCCUUUAAGUUUAGUUUAGUUUUAACACAUCAAUAUAGCACUGAAUGAACGGAACCGUUCGGUGGUGAUUAUUCGUGCUGUUUGUUUUCUUUGUCCUUUGGUUUUAGUUGAAAUUUUUAUCACAUUUUCGGAAAAACAAUUGAGUGCGACUAGUUUAGUUUUGGUGCGAUAAUUGAAAAAAUGGCAUCGAAAAAUAAUGGUAAAGUUGGUGUUGACUGGAAGAAAAAAGUCAAAUCGGAAUACACAUUGAUUUGCAAACAAAAGCGACAUAAACGUGCCGAUGAAGCCAAAAUGGCAUGGAACCAGAACCGUAUGAACAUCAAAAUCUUCAACGAGGAUGAUCAAACUGAGUGGAACUCAUCGGUUUUAAUGUGGGAAUCAAAAGUUGUUGAUCCGCCGCAUGUCAAUUCCAUGAAACGAGCCGAAGUCACAUCAUUUAUCGAUGGUAGUGUUCAGCGUAAACCGAUUCGUUCAAUACCGGCUGUUACGCCGAUCCCGACAAUGUACAUGUGGGCACCGACCCAACAAAAUUUCAUGGUCGAAGAUGAAACGGAACUCCACAAUAUUCCAUACAUGGGUGAUGAGGUGCUUGACAAAGACGGCACAUUCAUCGAAGAACUCAUUAAGAACUAUGAUGGUCGCGUUCAUGGGGACAAAGACAAUGGUUAUUUGGACGAUACAUCGUUCAUUGAAUUGGUGAAUGCGUUACUAAAUUAUCAAGAGCCAAGCAGCAAAGAUAAUGCCGAUAGCCGAGAUAAUUCGAUGCGUGAACUACGCGGUCGACCAUCGAUCAGCGGUAGCACUGAUGAUAAGAAUACAAAGUACACCAAAAUCAAAGGACAAGGUACACCAAAAUCAAAGAAUGAUUCACUGUUGCCACCACCACCGGCACCAGGUGCAGACACAGCUAUGGACAUCGAUGAAGUAGCCAAAUCAUCCACACCGAGAGAGUCCACCUCAUCAGCGGUGAAAGAUGAAAAUACCGAUUGUAAUGAUAAAAAACCAUUCCCGUGCUGGGGCAUCUUCGAAGCAAUCAGCGAACAGUUCCCAGACAAAGGCACUGCCGACGAACUGCGCGAGAAAUACAUAGAGUUAACGGAACGCAUUGAUCCAGAUCGCCCACCAGAAUGUACGCCAAACAUCGAUGGGCCAAAAGCGGAAAAUGUAUCACGUGAACAGACGUUACAUUCAUACCACACACUAUUCUGUCGACGGUGUUUCAAAUAUGACUGCUUCUUGCAUCGGCUGCAAGCAUGUCAUCCGGGACCGAAUUUGAGCAGACGUCGUUUCAUGGAUUUGAAACCAUUCAGCGAACCAUGCAGUACCACAUGUUAUAUGCUUUUGGAUGGAAUGAAGGAGAAACUAGCCGCAAACAAAACGAAAACCCCGCCGAUGGACUCGGGUAAUGAAGCCAGUUCGGAAGACAGCAAUGAUAGCAAUAGCAGCGAUAGCAAAGAUUUCACUGCUCCAGCAACGAAAGAUGGUCCAUCCGUAUCGACAACGAACACAGACGAUAUGUCAUCGUUGGUCGAAUUAUUGUGCUCCAAAAACGAGGAUUGUGAAUGGACGGGAUCAGAUCAAUCACUGUUUCGUGCUUUGCAUAAAGUCUUUUUAAAUAAUUACUGUGUAAUUGCUCAAACGAUGCUCACGAAAACAUGUCAACAGGUAUAUGAAUUCUGCCAGAAAGAGAUUGCCGACUUGCCACCAGAGGAUGUGUCGCUCGAUUAUACACCGCCACGCAAGAAGAAAAAGUAUCGGCAGAAACAAUGGUUGACUCACUGCCGAAAAUUUUUCCCAUUGCGAAAGGAUUCGGUAUCGAAUCACGUAUACAAUUUCUCACCAUGUGAUCACCAAGGGCCUUGCGAUGAUUCGUGCACGUGCAUCCAAACGCAAAAUUUCUGUGAGAAAUUCUGCAAUUGCAGUGGUGAUUGUCAGAAUCGGUUUCCAGGUUGUCGGUGCAAGGCACAAUGUAACACAAAGCAAUGUCCAUGCUACUUGGCUGUGCGCGAAUGUGAUCCAGAUCUCUGUCAAACGUGCGGUGCGGAUCAAUUCAAUUUGACAAAGAUCACAUGCAAAAAUGUUAGUGUUCAACGUGGUCUGCACAAGCAUUUGCUGAUGGCGCCGUCUGACGUGGCCGGUUGGGGCAUAUUCCUAAAGGACAGCGCACAGAAGAACGAAUUCAUAUCGGAGUAUUGCGGCGAGAUUAUCUCACAAGAGGAGGCCGAUCGACGAGGCAAAGUUUACGAUAAAUACAUGUGCAGUUUUCUAUUCAAUUUGAAUAACGAUUUUGUCGUUGAUGCCACACGCAAAGGCAACAAAAUUCGAUUUGCAAAUCAUUCAAUUAACCCGAACUGCUACGCCAAGGUGAUGAUGGUGAAUGGUGAUCAUCGCAUCGGUAUUUUUGCCAAAAGAGCGAUCCAACCAGGAGAAGAGCUGUUCUUCGACUAUCGAUACGGUCCAACGGAACAACUCAAAUUCGUUGGCAUCGAACGAGAAAUGGAAUUUUUAUAAAUCAUCAUCUACACCCCCCGCACGCACCCAAUGUGUGCGCACUCAGUUUUGAGUUUAUUUUUCAGUACCCAUACAGGAAAUCAAAACAUACAAACACACUCAGCAUUAAAUCUGAUAUCGAAUUCAUUUACCUUUAUUUACUUUAACUUAACUUAUAACAAUCGUUCAUUUUUUUUUCUCGAGUACAGUAUAUUCAGAAAAGUUGUGCUUUUGUGCAUUUGGGUUUUCUCUCCCAUCAAAAUAAAUACAAAGUUACUCAUUUGAAGAAUGAAA